AGAACUAUCAAAUGACAGAUACAAAUGUCACAGUGUGUUAUAUUUUUAUACGUGAAUUCGAAGGUGUAUUACGUAGACAGCAGCUGAAGAUGAUAAAAAAUUGACGUAAAUAAUAAAAGACUUGCAAUAAAUAUAUUUAAAUAAUGACACCGACACGCGUAAUACUGAUGUCAUGUGGGAGUUACAAUCCACCAACGAACAUGCACUUGCGAAUGUUUGAAAUAGCACGUGACCAUUUGCAUCGGAUGGGAACUCAUGUAGUCGUGGGUGGUGUCAUGUCACCAGUUCAUGACAGUUAUGGUAAAAAAGAUCUAGUUGUUGCUGAACAUCGUUGUGAAAUGCUCAGAUUAGCAUUGAAAAGCAGCGACUGGAUACGUGUAAGCACAUGGGAAACACGUGAAAAUUGUUGGACCAGAACCAGAGCCAGUCUUAAACAUCAUCAGAAUUUACUGAACUCCGUGUUACAAGAUUCCGAUGGCAGCAUUAAAAAUCAUAUUGACAGUCAGGAUCUUGAAUGGAUACCAGAAAAUAUCCGCAAUGGACAAGACAGGUCUCCAAUUAAAAUAAAAUUACUUUGCGGUGCUGAUUUACUUGAGAGUUUCGGGAAACCCGGUCUUUGGGCUGAUGAAGAUAUUGAUGCCAUCGUUGGUCAGCACGGUUUAGUUGUAAUCACCAGAGAAGGAUCUAAUCCAAAUAAAUUUAUAUAUGAUUCAGAUCUUCUUUCAAAAUACAUGCACAAUAUUCAUAUUGUAACCGAGUGGAUAAACAACGAAGUCAGUUCGACAAAAAUAAGACGUGCUUUGAAACGCGGAGAAAGUAUUAAAUAUUUAACUCAAGAUCCUGUUAUCGAUUACAUCUACAACUGGGGUUUAUACGACGUAGUUACAACAACAAUUAAGUUGACAUUGUCUACGACUGACAGCAACAAUUAUUUGCACAUUGAUGAUAAAUAUGGAGGUGCUUUUUUGACACCUUCACCAAGCGAUGUCACAAUGGCGAGUCCGAGUCCAGUGGAAAUAAUCUCGAUAGAUCUUACAGAAUCUGUGAUAAAAAAAAAUAUUAUUAACUCACCUGCUAAGCAAUUAACUUGCAAUUCAAAUGAUACUGAAUGUAUGCGGGAAAAAUUUAUAAAUAUCAUUACUGAAAAUGGUAAUAGUAAAGUAAAUCAUAGUAAUGGUGGUACUGCUACUGGUGCUGGCGCUGGUGCUGUUAAAUUUUCGUACCCGGGUUUAGCGAAGCAGAUUAUUACCACUGAGACUGGAGAGUCGCAGCUAUUUCGGGAGGUAGGUUCACAUGACAACGGCACCGUCACUAAUUUUAUUCAUGACACUGAGAGUGAUUUACACAAAAGUGAUAAUAAUUUAAUGACGGAGUUGAACAAAGAUAAUAAUGAAGACAUUGAAAAUUUUGAAUCUGAACAAGAACACGAUACGUGUUUAGUAAAUGAUGAAUCAGGGGAACAUGAUUUGAAUAUUAAUGAUGAAAAAAAUGAUGAAGAAUUGAAAAUUGCUGAUUCAGUGGAAAAUAACGAUGACCAAAGUGUUCUUACGGACAUUAUUGAAAGUAGAGAAGUAUUGUCAUCACCGUCAAUCCCGGAAAUUCAAGAAAAAAACGAAGCGCAGUAUCUUGAGCUUGACAUGGAAGCUAUGGAUGACAAAAUAAAUCAAAUUCCUGUACGUAAGUGCAGUGUGGAGUCAAGCUCACGUGAAAAUAUAAAUGGUAAAUAUUUACCAGCAGUUAUUAGCACACGGAAAAGUCCGAAACGUUCGAAAAAGUUGGCUGAGCAAGUGGUGCCGAUGAUGGAUGAUGAGAGUGAAAAUAGUACAAGCGAGCAUUCAAGCAAGGAAGAGCCAAAAAAAAGUUUUGUGCUUUAUAAACAAGAAACUCGCAAAGCUUUUCAAGGCAGUCUUGAGUCGAUAGCACGUAAACCUCAAGCGCUGUCGAAAAAAUCUAAAAGCUUUGAGUAUAUAAAGGCUGAUUUAUUGCCAAAAGAACUGAAUUUAGUUGAAAUAGAUGAUAUCAAUUUACCUGAUAAAUCAUCAGCUUCAAAGUCUAGUAAAUUUGACACUAUAAAUAACGUUAAAACUAUUUUUAAUACACAAACUGAAGAAUAUUGUUCGGUAUGUUACAGUAAAGAUCAGUCUUCCGGUAAAAAUCUUUACACUGUUCACUCAACAAAUAGUUCACCCGUAGAUCCAGACUCUACCGAGUGUGAAAUAUGUAGCUCGUGUAAUCUACAAGGGGUUGAAUCUCUUCCAGAAGAGCCGCAGUGCGAGCUGUGUGAAAUUUGCGGCGACGUGGCAAUAGAUUUAGACGUAGUGCCUUCAUCUAGACCUGAGUCUGAUGAAAUUUUAGACACUAGGCUGUCUAAUCAAUCGACACCUUUCAGUAUUAAUAAACAAGCUGUCAAGAAAGCUGGAGCUGGCAAACUUGAUGAAAAAAUUUUUGAAAUAGCUGGUGAAGAAACGGACGAAGCUAAUUACGAAGAGUUAGCGAUUGAUAAAGAAGAAAGAGCUGGCUCUACUUCUAUAGAAGAGUACUCUGAUGACUCUACUCUCGACGACGUAGAGUUUGAAAUUGAAAAUUGUGGAUUAGAGAUGGAUGGCAAUCAAUCGCAGGAGGCUGCUCAGUCUAGUCAGCAUGAAAUUAUACAGGAGCAGUUGGAUGAAAUAAAAGUUACUGAUGACACAUUUAUCGAAUCGAAGCGAAUAAAUCGAGGGAGUUCGUUAAUAAAUCGUAGUGUAGCGAAGCCUGAUUACAAAAAACGUUACUCGUCAGUUGACAAUCUUCCUGGACCGAAGACAAUUAAUUUAAUAUCUCGCGAGCCAACACGAAUUGUUAAGAAAGAUCGCAUUGUUGCUGGAUCGGUUGACAAUAUUCGUGUUGUCCGGAUGAACAAGAGUCCCAACAAGCUUCGCAUGUCUGCUGAUGACGUUGGUCAAGCCAUAAAAGAAGCUGAGGACUCGCCUCAAUUAACGCGACAGUCUAGUGAAAAAUCACGAGUGGGAACUGAUACAGUUAAAUUUAUAAUCGGGAAACAUGGUUUGAAGAUUGUCAGCGACAGGGAGACGGCUUUGUAGCUAAGGAUUUAUACUGGAAUGCUCUAGUCCCUCUAGUUAAUUCCGGUAUUAACUAAUUCAAAAAAAAAAUCAAGUAAAAGAAUUUAAAAAACUCGGAACUUGAAGCCAAUUGAUAAUAAUUUAUUUUUUAUUUUUUAUUGAUAAGACAAUCGUUAUACUUGAGAAUAUUUUAUCAAUCCGUUUAAUAUAUACUAAUAUUAUAAAUUGUUCAUAGAUUUAAGAUAAAAAGUUUUAUCGGUCAGACAGUGGAGCUUCCAUUAUACAAUUAAUUAAUUUAAUUAUUUACUUACUUACUUACUUACUUAAACUAAAAGAAAGAAGAAAACUAAAAUUUUUUAAACUAUUGAAUCUAUAAAUAUUUUUCUGCUCUUGCAUUUUUAAUAGCUUGUACGC
Microplitis demolitor is the source of this 3473-nucleotide messenger RNA. It is a transcript of the gene Nmnat, whose product is annotated as nicotinamide/nicotinic acid mononucleotide adenylyltransferase 3. The transcript is spliced from 5 exons. Gene Ontology annotation, molecular function: nicotinate-nucleotide adenylyltransferase activity; nicotinamide-nucleotide adenylyltransferase activity. The record is from RefSeq and is a predicted model, not a curated record. Gene Ontology annotation, biological process: NAD+ biosynthetic process. The coding region runs from base 144 to 3080 and encodes 978 amino acids. NCBI's taxonomy places the organism in Eukaryota, Metazoa, Arthropoda, Insecta, Hymenoptera, Braconidae.